Molecule: messenger RNA, 5937 nt
Organism: Papilio polytes (common Mormon)
Lineage: Eukaryota; Metazoa; Arthropoda; Insecta; Lepidoptera; Papilionidae
Product: zinc-responsive transcriptional regulator ZAP1-like
Exons: 3
Coding region: 794-2530 (578 amino acids)
Cellular component (GO): nucleus
Source: RefSeq, a predicted model, not a curated record
UGCGGGCGGCGGGCGGCCAGUUUACCGUUGCGAGGCGCGUUGUGCGGCCGGACGCUGGACCGUCACCCGCGCGCCGCCGGCACCCGACACCGAUCUGAGCAGCCUCGGCUUGCGCCCCGGAGCUUCCCUGACUUCAUCGCACCCCCUGCCCUACUGCUAUACACCGGGACUCGACAGUUCCCCGCUGUGCACACGACGGGUUGUUGACAAACUUUAUAUUCAAGUCUUGUUCUCUAACGUAGACGCGAAGUGCUACAACUCGUGCUUAUUUCACUGAAGUGCUAAUCCGAUUUCUCAUAGUUUUUGGAUCGCAUCCUCACUGGCUAAGAUUAUACAACUGCAGCAGCCAUUUUAACGAUUCAUCAGUCAUCGCGUCGAGCUUCAGCGACUUGUGAUCAAUAUCAUGGAACAACAAGAGCUCUGCAACGCCGCCACCGAGAGCCUGCAGUGCUGAGUUCUUGUCGCCCACAGUACGGGGUUGGGGUGAAUAAUGGGAAAAAGACACGUUCGGAUCAAGUUUGCACAUUCCAUUGGUCCGCCUCUUGAUUUGAACAAGUUGGGUAGGUCCGACUAGCACCCCAACCCACGCCCUACUUACGCACUAUCAGUUACCGACGCUCUAGCGACUGCCAAUAAAGUACAAGUCAUAAUCGGGUUAUACAUUAUUCAAUUAUUUAAAUUUAGAUUUAUUUACUUUAGUACAAACCUUAAUCAGAAAAGGAAUACGGCGAUUCAGCCGAUGUUGAAGAACGAACUGGGCCGUUGUCCUCGGUCAAAACAAUAAACUGUAGUCAUGACGGCCACUGCACCAGAACUGUCCAAGUCAGAUUUCUUUGAUUUUGUGACAUCGAAUGACGUUACUGAUGCCCAGUACAAACAACAGAUGAGAUCUGUUAAUGUGUUCAUGGAAUCACCGGACUCGAGGUCGAACCCUUUGUUGUCGGAAGAACCGAAGGAACAAAAUAACAAUAGCUUAUUGAGCGUAGCGGGAGGACAAUCUACUGUUAGUAGCAUGGCCUCGGCGACCACAUCGAAUACGUUACAAAGUUUUGAUUCCAUUUGGAACGUAGAUCGAGACCGAGAUCGCUUAGAAACUGCGAUGUUAGAAGAUCUCAACAAAUUCUACUGGAAUCAGGAUAGUGAAAUAAGCGGUGCGCAUCCUUGUACCGACACCGCUAUUUCCAACAAACUAAUUAGUAACAACACGGACGGUCAAAUUUAUACUCUAACUGUUCUCAACCAAGACAUGGGAGAACCGAACCCUAACCGAUACUGGGCAAAGGAAGAAGACGUCUCAAUGUCGAGUCCUACUGACAUAGAGCAACAAUCCUCACUAGACCUCGAGUCGAUAUUAAAUAUGAACGGUUUCCCUAACGACUUUAGUCAAGAUUCAUUAACUACUAAUAUACUACCAAAAGUUGAAAACUUUAAUUACGAAGAGGCGGAAUCAGAAAAUCAAAGUGCGGACAUGAGCACAAGUAGCUUGGUUAAAGUAGAACCCUACAAUUACGAUGAAAAUGACUUUCAGAGUAACGAUAAGAAAGAUGAUUCAUGUAGUUCUAUUAUAGGGACUCCGACACUUUUGGAUAGUCAAGCGGAAUUUAACAACAACAAUAACGACUGGAAGUUAACAGAUCAAAACACGGAAUCUAAUGAGUCCUUACUAAGAAGCGCUCUCCAAGGGAAAGCUUUUAUUAGAUAUAGCACGAUACAAAAGAGUAAUAUAUCGAAGAUAGAUGCUGAAGCGGAGUUGAAAAGGGUUAUCAUAAAUAACAAUAAUAAAGCUGACGUUCCAUCAAUGUACCCAGACAAUAAAGAUAGUGAAACAGAACUUUUGAUGGCCAUCGCUCCGCAGAAUGGAAACGUAAAUAUAUCAAUACUAUUAGAAGACCCUACUGCGACUGUCAUUGCUAACGGUGACAAUCCGACCUCGACUCAAAGCGUCGACGAUAUUUUACUUUCACAAUUAGAUGCUAAUUAUCCUGAUGACUACGAGAAGCUAAAGCGAAUAGCUACAGAGUUGGGCGAGUCCGUGCAGCCGUUUUGCACCGUCGAGCCCAUCGACCCGACUCGGAGUGUUUACAAUAUUCAUCAUGUAAACGGUGAAUUAGUGACGAUGAUACCUUCGAGUGAAGUACAAAUACCCCAGCACUUACAAAUUGUGACCACGUCACCCGCAGUCACCAGCACAAAGUCUGUGAGUAAGAAAUAUAAGCGGAUUCAAAACAAGAAUCCACCGCCAUCAACACAAUCACCGUCAGGGACCGCAAUACAAGCGGCUACAUCUACGUCAAACGGCGUUAGAAAAGAAAGAUCUCUACAUUACUGUUCGAUCUGUUCGAAAGGUUUCAAGGAUAAAUACUCCGUGAAUGUACACGUUCGAACACAUACGGGAGAAAAGCCUUUCUCUUGCUCGCUUUGUGGUAAAAGUUUCCGACAAAAGGCGCACCUGGCGAAGCAUUAUCAAACGCACAUCGCCCAGAAGAGCGCCGCCGCCAAUGGGACGGCAAAACCUACUAAGCAAAGGUAACCGUAGCACCAUCGCUAAACUUUCGUCGGUAUGCAAAGAUAGUCAAAGGAACUUUGUUACAGUGAGAGUGAUUUACUAAAUAAAUACGUAAAGGCUGACAUAUCACAGAAGAGUUGGUAAGGUGCUAAAUAAACUAGUAGUUAUAGAGAAAUAAGGCAGUUGUGUAUGGUGAAACAUUCGUUGGAUACUCGAGGCCGUAAUGAUAUUUGUUAAUUUGUACGUAAUUCCGUCCGUUACCGAAAUACUUUUAGGUUUAGCUAGUUUUAGCUAAAAACAAAUACAAUUAAGUAAAUUUUAUUAUGAGAUUUUUUUCCACUCUCCGUUCCAUAAUUAUUAGUCAUGUCUACUUUUUAAGAAAUGUAAUGUUAAUCUGUUUUUUUACAAUCAACUAAAGUAAAAGUGGCGUUUAUUUUUCAAUGAUCUUUAUUAUGAAUCGAUAAUACUCAGAAAUUUUUUACUAUAACGAACCGCAAGAAAGACUCAAUUCUUAAAAUAGUUUUUUCUACUAUUUAUAUUAUAAAAAGUUAUCAGAUUAGUUGCCAAUAAUGAUGUGCAGCUUUAGGAUUAUCUACGAGUCCGCCGGCGCCGUAAUUUCUCCCGCAGAGCGACCGACUAAACUUUCUAAAAAAUAAAAUAAAAAAAAACAGAGCAAAAGAACGAGCAUUCAGUACCCACCAUCUUUCACCGCUCGACUAUCGUAUCUAUACAUAACAUUCCUCUUAGGUCAAUUUACCGCGUUCGUUUUUUAUGAUUUGCCUACACAGUACUGUGAAUGAAGUUGAAAUCUAAUGAUAGACAUUUGUACCUUAUUUAACAAUCACAGUUUCUUUAAAAGGCUUUACAAAACACGGUCUUUAUUUUGAAAUUGCACAAAUAACAACUAAUAAAAACUAUAAAUUGAUUAUGUCAUUCGUCAUUGUUAAACUAGAAAAAUACAGUGAACUAUUAAAUUCUAGAUAUGGUAUUAGAAGAGAUUUUUAAAACAGUAAACAUUCCAGUGAAGGGCAACAUAAUCCUGAUAUUACUUUCAUCGUAUAGGAGAGGCGUUAUUACUGCAAGAACGCUAUAAAUUUGUAAUAGACGUGGAACCAUAACUGCAGUGUUUAAAAUUUGUACUCCCUUUCUCAUCCAAUUGGCUUUUCUUUGUUUUAUCCGAGCAACAACGUCAUUAAAUUUCUCCUCACUUGUUAUUAAGUAACAUAUUUCUAAACUACAUAUUGAUUUAGAUGAUAGAGAAUAUUUCCAACUGUAUCAAAUUAAAUUUUCUUUAAUUACUUGAAAUCAAAUCUGUGUUGCUUUCAUUUUUGUUAUUGUGUGGGAACUGCGUUUUGGUUAUAUUACAAAUAAAACUUUCACUUGCUUUAAGAUUUGAGGGUCCACAUUUUACUAUCAAAAAUAUUCUGCGUUUCUGACAGAUUCGUAAAACCACAUCGUAGUAGAGAAAUAGGCAUUUUGCAUUAUUGUUACCCUAAUACAUAAUUUAAAUGAAACAAAACGACCUGCUUUCCUUCGAGAAAGACAAAAUUACUUCCUUUCGUUAUGUCUAUAUUAUAGGUUAUCUAUCCAGUUUCCGCAAAAACGAGACCUACGUACUUAGGCGAUUUCUUUUUAUGUAUCGGAUGUCAUAACGGCAACGUAUUCAUUAAAUUAUAUUAGGUACGGAUGCUCGAAUUGUAAUUAUUAUCAAUCAUUUAAUUUCGCGGCAUCAAGACAAACGUUAUUCAUGCUAGCCAGUUUAUUUGGCAAAAUAACAUCGCUUCCUUCUUACAAUAAAAAGGACAAUUAUUUUUUAUAAAUUGGUUAAUUAACAAAGCAUUAUUCAUUCAUUACUUUUAAUUAUCUCUUUUUUUUUAAGUCCCUAAUUUAGGUAUUAGUAGAACACAAAAUAAUUUCAUCUAAUCUAAGCUCUGUGGGUAAAAUUAUGGGUACUUUUUUGUUAUAUUUGCACUUCAAUUGGUUUAUGACAACUUUUUGCAUUUUGAUUACCUUAUUGCAACAUCUUUUCUUGCCAAACUUUUAACAUUGUAAGUAUUAAAAGUUAUCAAACACUGCCUUAUAAGUAAUGUUACAGUCUGAGUGAGAGAUUUUAAUUGUAAAGUAUACUAAUAAUUAAAUGCAUGUCGAAAAAAAUAUGACAUCACAAUGUCAUAUUUUUUUCAAAAUAUUUACUACAAUAAGUAAAAACUGUACACAAGUUUCUAAAAAUUGUAACGAAUUAAUAAAUCUUCGGCUUCAAACAGUAAAUAUAUAUUUCUAUAAAUUGUUUUGAAAUGAAUCUAUAAUGUUGUGUUUUGUCGAGUUUAUAUUAUACAUUGACUAUUAUUCAAUGUAAUAAAUGAUUAAUAAAGAUAUCCUUUAUCAAUACUCAUUAUUUGUAAAUAUGUACAACAGAGAGAUUUAAGGAAAAAUUAAUUUUGUGACUUAAAUUUAUACUCUACCACUUGUAUCUCAUUAGAUGGUAUUUUGAAAGUUAGCGAAUUUAUAGAUUUUAUAAGAUGUAAGAAACUUUUUUGAGAGAUUUACCAAUUAGAUAUAAGAUACUAUGGCUACCUUAAUUAUUACGAGCUCGUAUAAGUAAUGGUUGUUAAUAUAUUCUUGUAAUAUAUUAUGUUGGUUUUUGAGAACUUAUUUGAAAACAAAAGACGGAUUUAUUAAUAUUGAUCGAUCAUUAUUGCAUUUGUUCCUGAGUUGAUUAUUAGAUUUUAUUGAUUGUAAUGUCUCGUUUAUAAGUUUAAAUGAAUAAUUCGUAUAUGAGUAAUUUAAAGACCGUGUAAUGUCAAUGUUAGAUUUAAGGACGAUGUGGAUGAUGUUAAAUUAUCAAGCAUUUGGUGUAGUUGAAGUGGUGUAAAUAUUUUGCUAUUUAUUUUGUGGUUUCGCCAGUUGCUCAAUACGUGAAGGGCUAAAAUUUUUUUUAUGGAAUUGUCCACUUCAUCCUUAAAACUGAGACCGUCCUGUACAAUAAUUUCAUUAUUUAUUUUAUAGAAUUAUGGUUAAGUUUACAAAAGGACACAAAAAAGGUUAUUGUAAUUUUUGAUUAACCCGAGCUGUGAUUUUGCUUACGUUUAUCUAUAGACGCAGUGUCAUUAAAUACAUCGAAUUGUAAACCAUUAAGAAUUAGUACGUGUAUGUAUUUCCUUAGUUGGCACUGCAUCCGAAACUCUCAUGUCUUCCUCUCAUUAUGUAUCAUGUCAUACUUUUGUUUAAUAGGAAAUAAUAAAAGAACUACAGUAUUUUUUUAAUGUGGCCAAAAAUAUCCAAGAUCUUAGCCGUGGAAUAACAAUAUUCAAAUUCACUUUAUCGCCACUAGAAUUGUUUCCAAUAGAUUUAAUAACUAUGAAUCCGAAUUUUUCUAUAUUUUCUCAACUCUAGCCGAAAUAUAAAAUUGUUUAAAAACAGAAAUAAUUUGA